Molecule: messenger RNA, 413 nt
Organism: Pistacia vera
Lineage: Eukaryota; Viridiplantae; Streptophyta; Magnoliopsida; Sapindales; Anacardiaceae
Product: chaperone protein dnaJ 8, chloroplastic-like
Exons: 2
Coding region: 83-370 (95 amino acids)
Source: RefSeq, a predicted model, not a curated record
AAACAUACAGGGAGAGAACCAGAGGAUAAGAUAAUAGAUUAUCAUUUGUCAGUGUUAAUAUUGUGUUGUUUAUAAUAUUUCAAUGGCUACUUUUACUGCCGCCGGUGGAAUGAUUGGAUCAAAUGGAUUACAAUACAAGACCAUGAAGAAGAAGAAGAAUACGGUGAAUAGGAUGAAGGUUUCUUGUUCUUCUCCUUCGGUUUCGAUGGUGGAUCCAUACAAGACUCUCAGGAUCCAGCCGGGUGCCUCUGAAUCUGAGGUUAAGAAAGCUUUUCGCCAGCUCGCUUUGCAGUAUCAUCCUGAUGUUUGUAGAGGAAAUAAUUGUGGGAUGCAAUUUCACCGGAUCAAUGAAGCUUACGAUGUAUGUUGAAUCUGAAAUUUUUUUUUGGAUUUGGUUUUGGAUAAUAUUAAGU